Penicillium taxi is the source of this 1500-nucleotide messenger RNA. Its product is annotated as bromodomain-containing protein. The coding region runs from base 1 to 1500 and encodes 499 amino acids. Gene Ontology annotation, biological process: chromatin remodeling. Gene Ontology annotation, molecular function: protein binding. The transcript is spliced from 6 exons. The record is from RefSeq and is a predicted model, not a curated record. Gene Ontology annotation, cellular component: RSC-type complex. Lineage: Eukaryota; Fungi; Ascomycota; Eurotiomycetes; Eurotiales; Aspergillaceae.
AUGACUACAAAACGGCGCGUGGCUGCAGCUGCAGCUGCAUCUUCUCCCGAAGUCAAGAUGCGCAGCCAGAAACGUCGGAAAGUGUCUGAUGAUGAAGUGGAUUCAGAAGACUACAACCGCGCAUUUUCAGCUCCUGUGGGCGAGAUAGAAGAGGAGGGAACCCCAGUAUCGCAGUUCACCGAAGAACCUGAGGUGAAUUUCGAAGAUGAUGAUAUGCAAACAGCGCAGGACAAGAUCAUGUCGGAGUUGACCCGACUCAAGGAUGACGACGGUGAAUUGGUUGCAUAUCCCUUCAUUGGAAAGCCCGACCGUAACCUUUACCGGGAUUACUAUGAGAUAAUUCAGUAUCCCGUUUCGUUGCGAAGUAUUCAAAAGAGAGUUCGCGGCACGGACAGCAGAAAGAAUGUCUCGAAAACCACCGCAUAUCCCACUUGGCAAUCCUUCGAGGAGGAAGUUGCUUUUAUUUGGCGAAAUGCACGGGAGUAUAAUGAGGAUGGCAGUGAAAUUUCUAAUCUUGCAGGUGUACUAGAAAAGUACUUUAAACGAAGAGUGGCGGAGGCCAAGAAACACGUUCCCGAUCCUGUUCAGGUAGAUGGCCACCCCGAAAUGCCUCGCAUCAAGUUGAAACUCGGCAUGAGGAAUCCGGAGCCGGUGGUACAAAAGUUGACGCUGAAAAUGGCUGGACAUAUCUCUGAGACUUCCAAAGAGGACACACUAUCAUCUGGAUUCUCUGUCGAUAACGAAUCCUUGAAAAGACAACAAGAGCUGGUUCGUGCUGGAUCAGGAAGCCAAGAGGUUGAUGCACAUAUGUCCCCUAGAACACGGUCCCUUCGAAGACAUAUCGGAAGCCCUCAAUCAAGCGCUGCCACAACUCCACUUGGUCGAGAGCAGUCUCAUGGUGUGGGGCGUGACAUGCUUGAAACAAUCAAGGACGAGGGCCCUAUUGCAUCGUCCCAACAAUCUGAGAUGUUUUCUAAUUCCCACGGCCUUCAUGGAGGCUUCCUCGACCUCUCCAGGGGUCUUCCUCCACAUGACGUGUCAACUCAGCAAGUCUAUGAGGCAUCACCUAUGGAUUCUCUCUUAAGACGACCAGGAUUUGAUGCCAGUUCUGCUUUGAUCCGCAACGUUCAAAUAAUGACACAUUCCUCGCUGUCUUUGCCACAAGACUUUUGCUUGGAUGUUGCUGCAUCAUCUACAUUUUCUCAGCAAACCAUCACUAUUAAUCUUCCUCCAUCACACCACAUGCUGACUGUUAGGCCCACGCUCACUGAUAGUACGGACCAACGGCAGAUCAAGAUUGUGGCUCUGGUAGGUAUGCAACGGCUUCAUCCAUCUAGGGAUUCAAGCACACUGUCAUAUGACAUACAGCUUCAUUCAGGCAUAACCAAGAUCGACUUGGAAGCCAUAUCUGGACCAGCCAGAGGAGUAGCAAAGUCUGGACCUCCAGGAUCUGAGGUUGAUUAUGAGCGAAUCACGGUUUUGUUUAAUUUGCUGCGAUGA